GCGAAAACGCUUUUGCAACUUUCUUCAACCAUAUAUUGUAAUCUCCGAAACUUGCAAACAACAACAACAUGAAAAAUUGAGGAACCAGACCAAAGAAAACCCGAACCUGUGUUUUUGUGAGGGCUAAGGAAUCAUACUUUCCAAUGGAAAUUCAGUUCCAACAUCCAAAGCAUCAACACUUGAGACCAAAAGGGGUGAAACUCAAAGGCAGAAACAACAAAAGCAAGAACAAGUACGUUGGAGUGAGGCAAAGAGCAUCAGGAAAAUGGGUUGCAGAGAUCAAAGAAACAACACAGAAGAUAAGAAUGUGGCUUGGCACGUACGACACUGCAGAAGAAGCAGCUAGGGCUUACGAUGAAGCUGCAUGUCUCCUUCGUGGAUCCAACACUCGCACCAACUUCAUCACACGUGUGUCCUCUGAUUCCCCUCUUGCUUCACGGAUUCAGAACCUUCUCAACAACAGAAAAGGAAUCAAAGAACAAGAACAGCAUGGAACAAGGGUCAACACCGACCAACAACAUGAGUUGAGUCUAUCAGAAGAAGGGGUUUCUACCCUACAAGAUGAGGAACCAAAGUUCCAAUCUUUGCUGGAACAAGUGUCUAUAUUCAGUGUUCUCCAACAAGAUUGUUUUGUAAAGAAGACAUGUGUGAGAGAUCAGGAGAAAAAAAGGGUUAGCAGCACAACAAGUAGUGGUAGUAGUACUAACAUAAGCAAUAGUGAGACAAGUGAGAACUCACUUUCUACAACAACCCAGAACACACAAGUGUUUGAUGAUGAUUAUAGACCUGAUUUGAGCAAUUUCAUGGGGUCUGAGUCAGAUUCUCAGGAAAAUCCUUCAUGGGGUUGUGAACUUUUUUGUGAUCAUUUUCCCUUUGGCCAAGUAAACCUGCCUGAUAUAGGUGGCUUGGAGCUUCCAGAGUUUGAAAGGAUGAAGGUUGAAAGGCAAAUUUCAGCUUCACUUUAUGCAAUGAAUGGUGUGCAAGAGUACAUGAACACAGUUCAGGACUCUAAUAGCUGUGAAGCUAUCUGGAAUCUUCCUCCCUUGUGCUCGUUUUUAUGUUAAAAGUAUGAUCCUGCAAACUUUUCUUCCAAUAUAUGUAUGCAGAUUUUGUUUUCUUCUUUUAAACAGGAAAGAAAUAGGUUCUGAAGAUUGAAAAUUUCAUAGGAACUUGAGUCUUUAUUGACAUGAAGUUAUCAAGUUGAAACUACUUUAAACUUCAAACUAAAUACACUAAAUGUUGUUUAAAUGCUUUCCAAAUAUGAGGAAUCUUUUUCAGUCA
Molecule: messenger RNA, 1281 nt
Organism: Vigna unguiculata (cowpea)
Lineage: Eukaryota; Viridiplantae; Streptophyta; Magnoliopsida; Fabales; Fabaceae
Product: ethylene-responsive transcription factor ERN1 pseudogene
Source: RefSeq, a predicted model, not a curated record